This is a messenger RNA of Scomber scombrus (Atlantic mackerel), 1137 nucleotides long. Its product is annotated as NACHT, LRR and PYD domains-containing protein 1b allele 3-like. Lineage: Eukaryota; Metazoa; Chordata; Actinopteri; Scombriformes; Scombridae. The record is from RefSeq and is a predicted model, not a curated record. The transcript has a single exon. Gene Ontology annotation, biological process: regulation of apoptotic process. The coding region runs from base 1 to 1137 and encodes 378 amino acids.
AUGUCGUUAAAAGGCAGCUUUGAGGAGUUUACACCUGAUAUCACUGUUGAUGAAAAAAAGGAAACCUACAGGUUCCACUGCUCCGGUCCAGGCCUGUACCAGUGCAGUGUGACAGGUCUGGUGUUUCACAUGGAGGGAGAAGGGGACGUGGAUUACAGGAUUGUCCCCUGGAACCGCAGGCUACUGGCCCAACAUCACAAGAAGCCUGCAGGACCCCUGUUUGACAUCAAAUGUUUCCAGCAGUCUGUGUGUCAGCUUCAUCUCCCACACUGUGAGAUCCGCUCCACAGGUGGAUGUAAAUUCUUGAAAGUUGCUCAUGUGAUUGAUGAGGGCAUUGAGUAUAUAACUCCUCAUAAUAUAACAGAAACUCAUGUUAUUAUAACCAUCACAGAGUUUUCUGGUUUUGGUAAUGUAAAGGAUGAAGACUCUACUUCUGACCAGAUCCGAGCGCUGGUGCUGCUGUUCUACAGACCUCCAACUGAUCCUGAUCCUGAAUCUGUCCUCAAUGUGUUGUUGCUACCAAAGAACAUUGUGAUGCGUGAUGUGCUGCGCAUCAGGAAGGAGUUAUUUGGAGAAGAGAGGUACAUCGGGACAACCCCAAUGUGUGAACUGCUUCCAAAGCAGAAAUACACACUGUCCACUAGUCCUGAUGAUGACUUUGUUCUAGUUCAACCAAAGAAAGCUACAUUUUAUGAGGAGCUUGACAGAAACUAUUUUCCAUCGUUACAGGUAAUUUUCAAACAAAUCAUGAAACGUAUUACGCUGUUUUUAAUAGAAACCAACAGCUCUCGCAAUGUCUGGGAAAGCGAAGUUUUUCUUACGCCCACUGAAGUAAGGAAUUCCCCAAGACAGAGUUCUCUGAGUCUCCCUUCCACUAAGAGACUGAUGGACAUACGGACCGGCUUCAUCGAUGGGAUAUCAGGACCUGUUCUCCAAAGUCUGCUGGACAAGCUGUUUGAAAAAAAGGUGAUAACUGAACCUGAGAGGGAGUCAGCGGACGACAUGCAAAAAAAAAGAGAUACGGCUCGUUUUGUCAUCGACACGGUGAGGAAGAAAGGUGAAGCUGCGAGUUCAGAGAUGAUUGAGUUUCUCUGUGAGAUCGACCCCUUCCUCUGUAAACAUCUUGGGUUGAUCUGA